CAGACAGACAUGUCACUUCACAAGUCACUUCACAGUCAUGAUGCGAGGUAGCUCAUCAUUCUCCAGGGAGAAUAUUCACUAAACAUCGGGCUUUCGAUUAUAUUUCUGCAAACUUCAGACAUGAUCCGCAUCAACAACACCCAAUACUUCCACUUUCUGCAGCAGGCAGAUGCCUUGCGUCGCUCAGGGUCGUUCUGUGAUGCCAUAAUCUCUGUAAAGAGUCAAACUUUCAGGGCUCAUCGGCUAGUACUGGCUUGUGCUAGCAGGAGACUAGCACAGCAGCUAGCUCGAGGAGACAUAGACAGCCCAGCCCACUGCACUCUGGAGUUUUUCUCACCCCGCACCUUCAAACAAGUUCUGGACUUCACCUACACGCAGACCCUGGAGGUGCCUGUGGAUGACCUGCACCAGCUAUUGAGGGCCGCUCAGCUAUUGGAGAUGCAGUCUUUGGAGGACCAGUGCCAGAAGCAGCUGGACAGUCUCCACUACAGAGCCAGACAGGCGAACAGGGGAGAAAUCACACAUGUCAAAGAAGAAAAAGAAAGUGAAGAGUUGGAGGAUCAAAAGCAAGAAGGAAGUCCAGUUCAAGAGGAGAAACUCAGAGUGGCUUCUCCCCCAGCAGACGAGGCAUGCAACAGCGUUGUCAUGGAAAACAUGUCGCCCUCUGAUCCUGCCGUGAACCACACCAGUCCUCCAUCUCCCAAAAAGAGGCCCAGACUGGCCCAUGCAUCAGCAGCACCCUUUAACAGGGAAAGUGUUAUUGCGAGACCUGCCAGCAGCAGUUCCUCUUUCUCUUCUCCCUGGACUUUUCCUACAAACAUGUGGAGCUCUGUGAGCACCCUGAGGCGGAUAGCAGAGAACUAUUCAAACUUUGUUACAGCCCAGUCCCCGAACCAGUCCUCAGUAGCAUACCCAUUCUCCCUCACCACCCCCCACAUGUUGCCCCUGCUUGGCUCCCAUUUUCAAAGCUCUGUAAUGGGCUACUCGGGCUUUCAUCCACGUUAUACACAAAACCUUUAUGCUGGAUCCACGGGGAUGGGGAGCAUAAUCAAGCAAGGCCUGUUGAAAAAGAAAAAACCCAGCCAGAGAGCAUUCUCCGGGAACGCUCAAACCGGCGAGCCGAGUUACCAUGAUGUACCCAAAGCGAACACAGAAAGAGCUAAAGACUGCCAACACUGCAGCACAAGAAGCCUCCAUGGUGAUCCAGCGCUGCAGGAGCCAGCCUCCACGUCAUCAGGUGAGGCCUAUGCAGGGUGUCGGUUCUGUGGAAGAGGAGAUGUUUCGCAGCGUGAACCACAGUCCAAUCGACAAGAACACACAGGGGAAAAACCCUACCACUGCCAACACUGUCCGAAGAAGUUCAGCCUGAAACACCAACUGGACACACACCACCGAGUUCACACCGGUGAGAAACCCUUCGAGUGUCGCCUCUGUGGUCAGCGCUCACGGGACUACUCGGCCAUGAUCAAGCACCUACGGACGCACGGCGGGGCCGCGCCUUACCAGUGCACGGUGUGCCUGGAGUUCUGCAACAGCCUGGUCGCCAUGCAGAGACACGUCAAGAGCCACGCAGUGCAGGACUUCCCCCCUGACUGGAGCAUCAACAGCACCUACCUGUACACCUCACACAUCUGAGCCGGCCCUCAAAACACAGACACCUCUGUCUACACAAAGUUCUCACAGGUGAGGCCUUGGUUUGUGCCUCUGGUGUAUCAUUACAUUUGAAUCAAAAAGCAAAGCAUCUUUUUUCUUCUAGGAUAAACCCGAAUGAUGUUUGAACAGAACAGUCCUUUAACAACACUUACCACUGUUCAAAGUUAUAAUUAUACAUUGGAGACACAAACUGGGGCUAGCUGUAUACACAUGUUGCAAUAACUCCUACACAAACUGCUGUACUCAUAUUCAGAACUGUAGAACAGCACUCAUUUCCAUGAUAUGUGAGAAAAGGUACUUAAAUUGUUCACAUUAGGUCAUGUACGUGCAUUAAAACCACAUCAACAGCUCAUCCUCAUCCAGUGACGCAGGCAUCGUUAUCUUACUUUCAGAAUUAUUGGACGCUUGUGGAACCUUUGUAAGUCUAUAGCGCCCUCAUGUGGACGACCACUGGAAAAAUCUUAUUGUUUGUGUGUGUGUGUGUGUGUGUGUGUGUGUGUGUGUGUGUGUGUGUGUGUGUGUGUGUGUGUGUGUGUGUGUGUUGCAGUGCUCAAAAAUGCAUCACCAUGUUCAAAAUGUGAGCAGUGGCUGAAAAACCGUGUUUGCAGCCAGACAAAAGCUGACUUUCUUUUUUAAAUGCUGGAACAUAUAAACAGUCUACAUUCACUCAUCCAGCUUUAGUCAGAAUAUAUAUAUAUAUAUAUGUGUGUGUGUGUGUGUGUGUGUGUGUGUGUUUUAAUAUAUGCAAGGAUUGCAUCUCCCAGUUUUAGCCCAAAUUCAUAUAUAUAUAUAUAUCAUCCUUUCAGAAUGUGAAUUUGCUCUGGUCCUGUGUUAUUUUACUCUCGGAGGAGAAGCAAAAGCAGGAAGAGAUGGGUGGGAGUGUUUUCUCCACUGUCAGUCAACAUGAUUUUGAACUUUGGCAUUGCUUGUGAGACAAAAUGCAGCCAAUUCCCAUACAUGGUAACAUCAAAAAGUUUAAGGAGGACCUUAAGAAGGAAUGUUGUGGGUGACCAAAAAUGUCAGUGGACAGCUCAUUAAUCUCCUCUGGUUCACUGAGUUGAGAAUAGCAGAGCUUUUGCAGGCAGCUGUGUGUGUCCAGCUAGUGACAAACAAUGGGCCAGCGUUUCUUUUUAUUUUACUCCUCCAUUAGUGAAUUUUCUGCAUCGUCAGUCACAGAUGCAAAGGCUGACUAACUCAAAGGACGUGGAUAUAGAUAUACUGAAUAACUAAUUCUCUAAAAGUAAAUACCAAGUAGUAUCUAACAAAUGUCAUACCUCUCUAAGAAGUUAGAAGUUUGAAGUUAUCCCAGAAGUCCUCAUGGCAUGUAUGCAGAAUGUAGCCAUGUGCAUUGCUUUCCAGAUGGAGCUCUCAGGCCUGUUUCCACUAAAGCUAUUUGUUGAUUUGUACAGCAUUAUUUUAAUGUGUAUGGGGUUAACAGAUUAAUAAAUAAAUGUUUAAUUCAUUUUUCAUUCAUGGGCUUUAAUGGAUCAGUAUGCCAUGACUACUAAUGCAUCAAAUAAACAAGCUAACACACAACAGCUAUCCUGGUUAUCAAUUUUUCACAGACGAUAAAAGACAUGUAAAUGUUAAAGGACUUGCUGGGGGCAGCUGACAACAACUUUUCCAUUUUAUCAUCAUUAAUCAUUUUUAUCAACGUAAGUAUUUUAGCUUCACUUCAAAUGGAGUAGAAGUAAGACAGACAGUCUAGUGGAAUAUCACAAGUAUCAGACAUUCUUGAAAGAGUUUCUAACUUCUUUUAUAUACUGUCAAAUGCCCCUCUCUCCACAUGGCAUCAUUAAUGAUCAUUAAAUCUUUAAAUGUCAACUCUGAGUGUAAACAUUUUGCUUUCAAUGAGUCGACCUAAAGCAGAGUCUGAAUAGGCAAGGUCUUGCCUUAUGCUUGACUCAAGUGAAUACGGUUAACAUAAGUCUGCCAUGUAUGUGCAUGUAGUGAUUGUCCAUGUUGAAUUCUCUGAAACUGAGGACAUUGGAAAAGAAUGAGCAUUUACAAAUUGUAAGAAGUGACGAGUGAAUGGCUCAGCACAAACUGUAUACCUAACUUAUCACAUUAUGAAGAAGAUAAAGUGCCAAUGUCUUUUGCUUGAGGUAGACUACUGGUACCCCUCAAAAGCUCUUUUCAAUGCACAGGCGGAGCAGCAGAUGUAAUAUUGAGAUCAGUGUUUGUUGUUCAGCAGGCUGGUUUGGGGUCCUCGUUUCUACACGUGUACAGUACAUGAUAUCAUGAUAUCUAGAUAAUCCAUAUAGGCAUUGAUGCUGCACCAUUGAUGAUCUAAGGGGCCUUUUUCGCAGCAGAAAUUUCGACUUGAUAUUGCAGGAAAAGCACAGUUGUCACUAAUAACAUCAACAAUGGCUCUGUUCUACUUAAGCGUCCCAUGCCGUGACACUCUGCACAAAUACCAUGCUAAAACUGAGGCAGCUAAUAGGAGUUGACCAUUGUCUUAACCCCUCCCAGGAACAAUGACUGUCCAAUAACAGCUUACAAAACAUAACUAGGCAUAGCAGGCCUGUCAUUUUUUUUGUUAGUGGAUUGUUUUUUAGUUUU
Messenger RNA from Chelmon rostratus (copperband butterflyfish), 4215 nucleotides. It is a transcript of the gene zbtb32, whose product is annotated as zinc finger and BTB domain containing 32. Gene Ontology annotation, molecular function: DNA-binding transcription factor activity, RNA polymerase II-specific; protein binding; RNA polymerase II cis-regulatory region sequence-specific DNA binding. The coding region runs from base 121 to 1635 and encodes 504 amino acids. The transcript has 5 exons. The record is from RefSeq and is a predicted model, not a curated record. Gene Ontology annotation, biological process: regulation of transcription by RNA polymerase II. Lineage: Eukaryota; Metazoa; Chordata; Actinopteri; Chaetodontiformes; Chaetodontidae.